AUGCCCCGCGGCGCCAUGCGCGUGGAGGGCGAUGACCGCGGCCUGCCCGACACGAAGCGCUUCCUCGCGCUGCUCGACGCGCUCCGAGCCGGCGUCACGCCGCCCGGCGGCGGCACGUGCAACGACAGCGAGCGCCACGAGCUGGCGCUGGCGGCGGAGCUCUUUGAUUGGUCGAAGCCGCUGGUGGUAACCAGAGCGCCGGGGCGCCUGGAUGUGAUGGGCGGCAUUGCUGACUACUCCGGCUCGCUCGUGCUUCAGAUGCCAACAGCAGAGGCGUGCCACGUGGCCAUUCAGGUCAUCCGCGCACCCCCUUCCGCCCCCUCCGCCCCUCCCACGUCCCCUGGGCCUCCCCCCUCACUGCGCAUCGUCUCCCUCUCCGCCGCCGCCAACCACCGUGUGCCCUCUGUCUCCCUGCCCCUCGCCCGCCUGCUCCCCGCCCUCUACGCCUCGCCCCCCCACUCCGCCCCCUGCGCCCUCGACUAUGCCUCCGCCCAUGCGCUGCUGGCAGGGGGGCCAGCGGCGGGCGAUGAGGGGGAGGAAGGGGCAGCACAGGCGAGAGAGUCGGGAGAUGAAGGCGGAGGGGGGGGCGGGGGUAGCAGGGAGGGGGCCGAGGAGAGUGGUGCAGCAGAGCAGGGGGGAGGGGGAGGGGCAGGGGGGACACGGUGGGCGGCAUAUGUGGCGGGGGCGCUGGUGGUGCUGGCGAGGGAGAGAGAGGCGGAGUUCCGCCAGGCGUGGAUGGGGGGGUGGGGCGCGCAGGGCGAGAGCGGGGCGUUGGGCAGAGUGCAGGGGGUGGCGGUGGUGGUGGCAUCAGAGGUGCCGGAGGGCGUGGGCGUGGCAUCGUCAGCAGCGGUGGAGGUGGCGAGCAUGAUGGCUCUGAUGCACGCCCUGGGCAUGCACGUGCCCCCCUGGCACCUCGCCCGCAUGUGCCAGAUGGUACGCCCCCCUGCCAUGCCCCUGUGCUCACUCUCCUUCUGCACUGCGCUUGCCCCUUUCCCAUUCCACACUCACGCUCGCUCACUGCACAAGGUGGAGAACAGGGUGGUGGGCGCCCCCUGCGGCAUCAUGGAUCAGAUGGCCGUCACGCUCGCGCGCCCCGCCUCGCUGCUGGCGCUGCUGUGCCGCCCCGCCAGCGUGCAGGGCUGCCUGGCGCUGCCCCCCCACGUGGCGCUGUGGGGCAUCGACUCGGGCGCGCGCCACAGCGUGGGCGGCGCGGGGUACGGCGGGGUGAGGGCCGCGGCAUUCAUGGGACUCACGCUUAUCAACGUCGCUAGUGGAGAAAGCAGUGAAGCUUCUACGAGCGUCAGUGCAGCACCGCAUGAUUUGGCACCAGCAGUAACACAGCCGCUUUCAUGCCUCUGUGAACUGGACCCGCACAGCCUGCCCCUACUGGAGCCCAUACUGCCCGCCACCAUGCACGGCAGCGCCUUCCUCGCCCGCCACGCGUCCCACGGCGACCCCGCCACCACGGUGGCUGCUGAUCUGCACUACCCUGUGUGGCCCGCCUCUCGCCACCCCGUCAUGGACCACUUCCGCACACGCUGCUUCCGCUCCCUGCUGCUCACACACGUGGAGCACGAGGAGGGGGGGAAAGAGGUUCAGGGGAAAGGUGUCGAGGGCGAAGGGGAUGAGGGGGCGGAUGAGGGUGGGGGGAGGCUUGAGCAGAUGGCGUUGCUGGGGGAGCUGAUGAUGCAGAGCCAUGCGAGCUACACGGCGUGUGGGCUGGGGUCGCCUGCCACGGACCUCAUAGUCGCCCUCGCUCGCACACACAUGGGCCCGCAUGGACCACUGUGGGGCGCCAAGAUAACGGGGGGAGGCAGUGGCGGCACGGUGUGUGUGCUGGGGGACAGCACGGCAGCGGCGCAGGCAGCGGUGGACGACGUAUGUCGGCGCUUUGAGAGUUCCACGGGGCAUCGCCCUCACCUCUUCCGCGGCUCCUCGCCCGGCGCUGCUCACUUCGGCCACCUCGUCCUGUACCCGCUCUAG
Closterium sp. Naga37s-1 is the source of this 1983-nucleotide messenger RNA. The record is from the annotation of a GenBank genome assembly. NCBI's taxonomy places the organism in Eukaryota, Viridiplantae, Streptophyta, Zygnematophyceae, Desmidiales, Closteriaceae.